AUGAGUUUGUUAGAAUUAAUUCAGACAUCUCCAGAUAAAAGACAUACCCUUUUUACCUGGACAACGACAACUUUUGGUAACAUAUCUAACAUUUCACAAUAUGGUCAAAACACACUUCCAGAAUCAGCAUUACAUAAAUUAGAUAAUGUCACUUCACAAUUUGAAACUUUUUUGCAGUAUUUAACAACAGCACAAGAAAAAGAACAGCUUGACUCGCAUUAUAUCUAUCUUCGACUUUCACAUGUAUAUUGUAUGUCUUUGUGUCAUUUGAAGCGGUCUGCAUCUGGAAAAAUAUUUGAUGGGGCUGAAUUAUUGCUUAAAGUAUUAGGAGAGGAAUAUGUUUCCUUACCUGAUGCUGCAGAAGGAUCUUUUAAGACUUCAAAAAAGAAGAAAAGUUCUUCUAAGAAAAACUAUAUGUAUACUCCUGCUAAAGAUUUGGCUGCUGUGACAUUGGGUCAACUUUUUGAGUUGUUUCCUAACGAAUUGACAUCACUAAUACCUUUAGUUCAUUUGUAUACAUUUAAAAACUUAAAGAAAUCAAUGGAGAAGCCUAAAUAUCGUCAUGCAACAUUUAUGGUUUCUCUAUUAAAGUUAUAUAAGGUUGUUAUUUCUCACUGUGAAGAUGGUGCCAUGGAUCCGCAAUAUAUCACAAAAUUUACAAAAAUUUCCAAGACUAUAUUUGAAAGCAUCUAUGAAAAUGAUGAAUCAUUCCCUGUUGAUGUUGUCAGGUUGAUCAUUGAAACGUGGGGUAUACAUUUAACUCAUAAGACAUAUCUUAAGGACAAUUCAUCUAAUUUACUAGAUGCAGUAUUUAGUAAAUUUCAUGAUUCAGAAUUAGGUAUUUACGGUUUUAUAAAUGAUAAGACAAGAGUCAGUACAGCUAAGAUUUUAGGUGAUAUUCUAUUUCAUUAUUUACGGGUUGCUCAAAUAAUUUCUUUAAAGGAUGUUUAUAAAUUUUAUGUCAAAUUCUUUACUUCUGCCAAAAUAAGAGAUGUAAGAUCAGCUUGUUUUGAAUCUAUCAUUCAUUUCAUAAAUUUGAAUAUAUCUAUUGAUAUAAAUUUUUUGAAUGAAAACGGAUACAUAUCUUUUCUGGAGAAUAUAAUUCAUAUAUUCAAUGAAAAGAAUAUUCAAAAUUUAAGAAUGGGUACUAUUUCAAGAUUUCUGAGGUAUCUUAAGCAUACUCAUAACCUAUUAUUACCAUAUGUCAGCGACGCAAACAAGAUCCAAUUGUUAGUGAAAAUACUUGCUACUGAUACCGAUCCAGUAAAUAAAAACUCUAAUGAGUUAUCAGCUUUAUUGGAUGCCAAAGUCAAUAAUCAGUGGCAUACAAUAGCUCUUCUUGAAUUUAUCGAAAAAAUUAUAUCAGAUCUAGGCUCAUCAUUUAUAAAUGAGAGAUUAUUAACAUCUACUUUAAGGAUGAAACUUUUGGAACUUUGUGUAUCAGAAAAUUUUACUGUGAGAAUAUAUGCUACAAAAGUUAUUAAGGAUUUCCUUUCUAAGUGUAAUUAUAUGAUAUAUGAUAUUAUGGAGAAUGCACUUGAUAUGUUGACAAAGGGGUUUUCCCCCCAAAAUAAAUUUGAGUAUUCAAAAUUACAUGGAUAUGCUUUUUUAUUAGCGAACUUAGUUCAAUUAGCCAACAAAGAAAUAGUACCCUAUGAUUUAAUUAUGAGGGUUACUGUCUUUUCUACAAAAUUUAUUAAAAACCACACAACAUCAACUUCAGGUGAUAUCUAUUUCAAAGGUUUGAUAUGUUGGAUUUUAAUGACUGGCUUAAUGAAUUAUAAUGAUGAACCCUAUCUGAGAAUGCAAACACCUCAACUAUUUUUGUUUUGGAAAGUUUUAUUAACACAUUCUUUUACUUAUCGUAGUGAAGAAGAGCUAAAACGGAAUCUGGAGAUGAGGACACAUUCCCUUACGUGUUUACUUACAUAUUUGAAUAAUAUCCCUAUUGACAAAGAAACAGCGAAGCAAAUUUCGUAUCUUUUGACAAAAUGCUCUAAUUUUAACCAUUCUGUUACCUUAAAAUCAAAAGACAUCGAUAAUAUUUUACUAACAAACGAAAAUCGAAUCUUGCAAGUUUACAUAAAGAUUCAAGAUUAUAUCUGCACUGAUUUUAACAGUUCAUUACUGUUAUUAAUCAUGAAAAACUUUUCAGAUCCCAAUCUUUAUAUUGAGCAUUCCAAUAAUAUUCUGUCUUCAAUAAAUAUGUCGAAGAAAAAUAAAAGAAAGGAAGAAAAUAAGAAAGAACCAAUUAUUAGUUUAUCUGUUGACAGUAUCUUAAGGCAACAAGGCGAUUUCGCUUUUGGAUUAUCUAGUAGAAUUGAAAAGAAUUGCAUUAAGAAUAUGUAUGAAAAUAAAAAAGGAAGGUAUUGUGUGAAUAAGUUUCAAUUAAACGAAUUUUGGAUAAAUAAUGAAUAUAAAUGGUAUUAUUGUUUUGAAGAAGAAGUGACAAGGCCGAUAUCUACGGUUUUAUCUUUUGAUUCUCUGGUGCUCUUAUAUAAGACUGUUCCCAACUUUCAUCAAAUUGAACCAUUACCUAAAGUUACUACAUCAUUAAUUGAUUUUUCUAUGGAGUUGUUCUCAAAUGUUUUUCCAUACCUUAAUAGUAAAAUUCAAUUUUCGGUUCUAGAAACAUUAAACUUAUCUCUUUUUUCGAAAGCCACUACACCCUUGAGAAGUGUAGCUCUUUGUGCUAACAUUUGUACUGUUUUAUAUCAAUCUUUAUUGCAUAUUCAUCAUAAUCAAAUAGGAUUAGAAGAAAAUGUUGGUCGACUUAUUAUAGAUACUCUGAAAAAAAUUGAAUUUCAUAAUGAUGAGUUCCUCACUGUUUUAAAAUCAGAGUGUUUAGGCCUUGUGUAUUCAACUGUUUCAACAACACUUGCUCCCAUACAAAAGGAGAAGCAUAUAGAGGGUGGCAUAAAGUCACUUGUUAAAAAUUUGGUUGAUAUUGAAGAACCAUAUCCAAGAAUGUUUUUUAUUUUGGGACUGGCUUCGAUAUAUAAAUAUAAUACACAUUAUGCCUCAUUCAAUAAAGUUUAUGAAACUAUACGCACACUUAUUAAUGAUCCACAUCCUGUUAUACACGCGUGGUCUCUGUAUGCUCAGUUCGUACUUAUAAAGAAGCAUUUAACACUUGAUUUAUCUGUGGUUGAAGAAAUUUUAAUUUCUUUAGAACAAUACAUCACAAAUUGUUCAUAUGGUAUAUACGGUGAUUCAUCAAUUCGUUACAAUUAUUGUUUAGAAUAUAAUUCUCACUAUAUUAUAUCAUGCAUGACUCGACUUUUAGCCGAAAAAUUAGGUCCCAGUUUCUCUGAAUUAUCAAAAAAAGGUAUAGAAAGCUUUCGAAAUAUAACAAAUGGAUCCUUAAUUUCAAAUGAAAUAAGAGACAUUAUGAAUUCACUCAAGACAUUUGAAAACAUUGCAAUAUUCAAGUUGAAUUCUGUUUUAUCUGAAAAGCCUUUUAUUGAAACAAUAAAAACUAUUUUACAGUUUUCAUUAUUGUUAGGCAUAGGUUCUAAUGAAUUUAAUAUUUUGUGCACUCAUCCCAUCCAUGCAAUCCCCUUUUCAUCUAGUUAUAACGUGAUUACCGAAUUGUUUGAAUUGCUAAAUCAAUUACUUAAAUUGGGAAAGGUAGAUGAAAUUAGCACUGAAGUUGGGGAUCUUUCCUGGGGAUAUAUUACUUUGUACCCUGACAAUCAGGUUAUAAAAUUGUAUUUCCAUGAAUGGCUAAGAUGCACCCAAGAUAAAGUGUUAUGGUUUGAUAAACUUUACAAGAUCAUCAAUAUGUCAACUCAACAAAUAUUUGGAAGCACUUUUCAAAAAAUGCAAUUAAUAUAUUCUAACAAUUUUACGUACUCAAGAGCAUUGUUAAAUAUGCAUGAUAAUAAAGAUAACCCAGAACUUUCCAAUUAUAUAGACCAUAUUAAUUGGCAAUUAAUGCAUUUAAUACUGGAAUUAUAUUCUCAAUUACUCGUCAACAUCCAGGACAAUUCUAUCAGUCUUUCAAUAUCAGGGGAAUUUUUUGAACAAAUGUGUAAAGUUAUUUAUCAGGGUACUUCAAUACAAAUUAAAUCAUGCAAUUUGGUUGCUUUGAAUAUAUUAAAGUCUAUUAUGGAAAUUUUAAAAAGAUCUGACUAUGUGGUGAUAAAUGAUCAACAGGAUUUAGUUCAAAGAGAAAUUCAACUUUCUAGUGCAAUAAUGCCAAUAUUUCACAAAGAUGUUUCUACGACUGUAAUAACAGAUUCAAUAGAGUUAAUAUCUGACAUUAUUUGUCUGACAAGACCAGUACUCUCUGAAGAUACAAAAACUUUUCAAUUUCUUGUAAAACUUUUGACAGUCUUUGAUGAAAAUAACCAGGAGAUAAACAUUGUGGCUGCCAAGUUUAUAACUAAAACCUCAAAGAGAAAAAUUCAAAUUGCUAUAUUAAGUGCUUGGGCAAAUAUUACUAAAGAAAGUAUUUUGAAUAAUGAUGAUAGACUAUCAACAUACAUAAAACCAUAUUUAAAAGUUUUACUUCCAUUAUGGACUAUAUCACUCCGUGAAUAUUUGAUGACAUUUUAUAAGAAAAUUAAUUUUUCUUCAGAAAAUAGUACGGAGAAUAUUAUAGAUUUAACUGAAUCUAAAAAAUCAUUGUUGAAAUUAUAUGAACCUGUUUGGUUAAAUUAUACUAAUGUUUUAGGAGCUCUUUUUUCAACCAAAGAUGAAGAAGUGUUAGACUGGAUUCAUAAAGAUGAACUUCGAAGUUUCAUGUUUUUACUAAUUGGAAGAUGUCUUGAUGAGUUAUCUAGAUGUGAUGAUAAUUGUGACAUGAAAAUAGAAUUGCUGUCAACACUCCAUAAUAUACUAAAUUCAUCAUCACUUCAAGGAAUUAUAUUAGAUAAUCAUGUUUUUCAAGAAUUUAUUUCUAUUUUUGAAAGAAUCGUCAAAAGAAGUGACGCACAUGAAAAAAAAGUGGUUGUAAAAUUAUUGGACAUGUUUAUUAGUAAUUAUAUCAGAGAAAAAAAAACUGUCGAUGCAUUCCUUGUGGAUAUUGACAAAUUAUAUGACUUACUGAGAUUACUUUUAAUAAUGAUAGCAGACAUUUUACCUUUUAUUGAGUUAAAUUACUGUAAUAUGAGCUCUGAUAUUAAAUUGUCAUCGGAAAAUGUAGCUUUAAUAACUCAAAUAUUUGCAGUACUAGAACACAAUAUUCGGCAAUUUCCACAUAUGUUUAAACUUGAUCUUUACGCCUGCUUAUUGUUUGUUAUUGGUAAAAUUCUAUAUUCUGAAUAUGCAAAUGUUUUAGCAUAUGCUGUCUUCCCACUGUUAAAAUCAAUUGUUUGUGGAUUAGAUGAAGAAGGAACUGAUUUUUCACUAAUCGAUAGAUUUUAUGACUCUGUCAAGAACGUAAUUAGAGAUAAACUAUCCAAUGAUAACUUUAUUGCGUUCUAUUUAACAUUGUUGUGUAACAAAUAUUCUAAUUUUACUGAGGAUGACAUAAAUUAUUUUGGUGAAAGGGUUCUUGGAUCCAUAAAAAGAACUAACAAAUCAAAAUUUGCAUUUGCAGGAAUAGAAAAAUUAAUCCAAUUAAAUUUUAGAACAAAAAAUAUAUUGUACUUCCUUGAUUAUUUAUUUAGAAACAUUUUUACAAAUGUUAAUAACCUAGAACCAAAGAUGGUUGACACUUCUCUGGCAUUGUUAUCCAUGCUAGUAUCUUCAUACAAAAAAGAAGAAUCCGAUAAGGCAGUUACUUCCCUAACAUUAUUAUUGAUAUUUCUUUGUAAAGUUAGUAGGGAUCAGAUUGAAUCAAAAACAAUGUCAGAGAUAAUUUUAUUAAUUGAAAAUAAUGCACUUUUAUUCAAAAGAAGUAUUUUGGAAAAUUUAACUAAAAGUCAAAGAAAUACUAUUGAAAAUAUUUUAAAAGAUGAACUUAAAUUAUCUGGAAGUUUGCAUGAUGAAAAUAAUAUAACUUUGAAAAACUUCGAAUAA
Messenger RNA from Arxiozyma heterogenica, 5967 nucleotides. RefSeq names its product AP-1 complex accessory protein LAA1 (gene LAA1). Bases 1 to 5967 code for a protein of 1988 amino acids. Gene Ontology annotation, biological process: endocytosis; intracellular protein localization; retrograde transport, endosome to Golgi. The record is from RefSeq and is a predicted model, not a curated record. The transcript has a single exon. Gene Ontology annotation, cellular component: endocytic vesicle; membrane; Golgi apparatus. NCBI's taxonomy places the organism in Eukaryota, Fungi, Ascomycota, Saccharomycetes, Saccharomycetales, Saccharomycetaceae.